AUGCAACUUUCCGAUGAAAAGGUGGAGCUCUACGAAAAUGCGGCCAUGUUGGGCGACUCGCGAUGCACCAUAUCACCGCUAGAGCCGCUACACGACUACGAUAAGUUGCGCUAUGUGUACGACGACUACAUCGAAGGUGGCGCACUUCGUACCGGAGGAACACCCGAGCUUUUUUCACGACGGUACAUUGGACUUGUCGCGCAAUACGCCGCCGUUGGAUUCAUCGACGGUGUGUUGCCUGCCGUCAUUUACCCGUUCUUGCAGAACUACCUCAACAUUCCAGGAUCGCAAACGACUACGGCUGCCGUACUAGUUCAACUGCCAUGGAGUUUCAAAGUUUUUUACGGCAUCGUGUCGGACUGUUUUCCAAUUUGGGGCUACCGUCGCCGGCCAUACAUGGCCAUAGGCUGGAUGAUUUCGCUAGCCAUGCUCUUGGAAAUGGCGCUCACACCUGCGGGUAAGCCCUACUUUAUGGACACACAAUACCGAGACGUAAAGCCGGACGACUACACGUCCGAUAUCAUCGCCACAAUUAAUUACGAUGCUGCUAACCAGGGUAGCAUGUACAUCGUUCCAAUGAUGGGGUGCGUCUUUGGUUAUUUGAUGGCCGACGUGUGUGCUGACGGCAUGGUGGUGGAGCUGGCGCAACGCGAACCACUUGAAGUUCGAGGAAGGACCCAAACAGUGAUUUACACGACGCGCUAUGCAUUCAACAUCUUCGCUCUUAUCCUAGUCGCCUUUUGCUUUAACGGUGCCGAGUACGGAGGUGACUUUGACUUUUCGCUGCCAUUUCCGAUGCUAAUGUUAAUUGUGGCAAUCGUUAUCGCUCCGAUGCUUCCGAUCACGUGGCUUCUUAUUCACGAAGAAAAAUGUGCCAACGAUCACAAGGUUUUCAAGCACUACAUGCAUGAGCUAUGGGAUAUCGUGCAGACUCGAGCCGUGUACCAGUACAUCGCCUAUCAGACAUUUUCAGGCAUACUUGCAAUGUUCUCUUGGGUCUCCAGCUAUCCUAUUCAGACCCACUGGGCAAAUGUUUCACCUCUCGCGGACAAGAUUGCUAACUUUUUCGUUACUGGUAUGUUUGCAAUCUCUGUCUGGUUUGCCGGCAACUAUGGUCGCGAUUGGGACUGGCGUCGUACUACCGUAGUGACCUUGAUUUCCAACUUAGCGCUUGACGCGUUGGUGAAGCUAGUGACGAUCUGGGAUAUUACCCGUUCGCCUUGGUUCUGGCUCGGGAUCCCCAUUAUUCAGCAAAUUCCUCAGGGAAUAAUUUACAUUGUGGGCUCUUUCAUCAUCGUAGAGUUGACUACAGAAGGGCACGAAGGUGCAAUGUACGGCCUUCUGACGACGGUCUAUAAUCUUUGCACCCCCUUCUCCGCCGCCAUUACGCGAAAUGUCGCUGCCCAGUUUGAUUUGUCGACGGAACGGAUCCAGAAUGAUAGUUACGGCGUAAGGUACGACGUGACCAUCACGGUCUUGAUCAUGUGGGCGGUCAACUUGGCGUCGUUGUCGUUUCUAGUGAUGCUUCCUCGACAAAAGGAGCAGACGCAGGUUAUGAAACGUCUUGGUGGCUCGAGCUACUUUAUGGGUAUCAUUACGACUAUAUAUCUAGUUUUUGCGCUCUUUUGGUCCGUUAUGACGAACCUCAUGAGCAUUUACGAAUCUACUGCGUGUCUAGUCAUUGCUGGUGGUGACGGCUGUAAGGACUAA
Messenger RNA from Peronospora farinosa, 1710 nucleotides. NCBI's taxonomy places the organism in Eukaryota, Oomycota, Peronosporomycetes, Peronosporales, Peronosporaceae. The record is from the annotation of a GenBank genome assembly.